Messenger RNA from Phyllostomus discolor (pale spear-nosed bat), 2843 nucleotides. RefSeq names its product ubiquitin conjugating enzyme E2 R2 (gene UBE2R2). The record is from RefSeq and is a predicted model, not a curated record. The coding region runs from base 592 to 1305 and encodes 237 amino acids. Gene Ontology annotation, molecular function: ubiquitin conjugating enzyme activity. Gene Ontology annotation, biological process: ubiquitin-dependent protein catabolic process; protein polyubiquitination. The transcript is spliced from 5 exons. Lineage: Eukaryota; Metazoa; Chordata; Mammalia; Chiroptera; Phyllostomidae.
UCCCUCCCUCCCUUCCUCCCUCCCUCCCUCCUUCUCCUCGGCUCCGUCGCUCCCGCGGCGCGAGGCGCUCUCUUCUCCUCCGUCGCCGCCACUGCCGCCGCCGCCGCGAGACCCCUGCGCGCCGCGCUACUCCCGCCCUUCGGCCCCACGCUUCCUCCGCCCCGGUGGUCCCUGAGAAGAACGAGAGGGCGAGCGAGCGCGGCACUCCCGGGCCGGCCGGUCUCCUCCCCUCACCAUCGCCGGUCCUCCGCCGCCUUUCUCCGCUUCCACCUUUUCUCCCCCCCCCCCCCCAAGUUGAGGCCCCCCUGGGGGGGGAGGACUGAGACCAGGAGCGAAUUCCCCUAACUCCCUCUACCUCAGCCCUUCCCCCCUUAUCUGGCCCGAGUGUGAGGAGAAGGGCCCGGCCCGCGUCGUGUGUGAGGACACGGGCCGGCCCACGGGCCGUCUUGGGCCUUGUCUGGCCCGCUGGGUGUGUGAAGACUGGGCCCCGGUGCGGCCCGGCUCGAGGGCGAGCCGAGGGGAGGGGCCUGGUCCGGCUCCGCCGGUGCGUGAGGACUGGGGCCCCGGCCCGGCGCCGCCGCCGCCACCGCGAUGGCCCAGCAGCAGAUGACCAGCUCGCAGAAAGCCCUCAUGCUGGAGCUGAAAUCCCUGCAGGAGGAACCGGUGGAAGGCUUCCGGAUCACCCUGGUGGAUGAGUCCGACCUCUACAACUGGGAAGUUGCCAUCUUCGGACCCCCCAACACCCUCUACGAGGGCGGCUACUUCAAGGCGCAUAUUAAAUUUCCUAUUGACUACCCAUAUUCACCACCUACCUUCAGAUUCUUGACCAAAAUGUGGCACCCCAACAUUUAUGAGAAUGGAGAUGUAUGCAUUUCAAUUCUUCAUCCGCCUGUGGAUGACCCACAGAGUGGUGAACUGCCCUCCGAAAGGUGGAAUCCUACUCAAAAUGUCAGGACUAUACUGUUAAGUGUAAUCUCAUUGCUUAAUGAGCCCAACACCUUCUCCCCAGCCAAUGUGGAUGCUUCAGUUAUGUUCAGGAAAUGGAGGGACAGUAAAGGAAAAGACAAAGAAUAUGCUGAAAUCAUUAGGAAACAGGUUUCAGCCACUAAAGCCGAAGCAGAAAAGGAUGGAGUGAAAGUCCCCACCACCCUGGCGGAAUACUGCAUCAAAACUAAAGUGCCUUCCAAUGACAACAGCUCAGAUUUGCUUUAUGACUUGUAUGAUGACGACAUUGAUGAUGAAGAUGAGGAGGAGGAAGAUGCCGACUGUUACGACGAUGAUGAUUCUGGGAACGAGGAGUCGUGACGUGCUCCUUCGAGAAGCCCCUGUACUGCCCUGCCAUCUCAGGCCAAAGGGAGGGGAGCAAUGGGGACCUAGCAGUGGCCCCUCGGCAAAAACCUAUCACAGGGGGUGGGGAAAACAAACACGGCUCCUGCUGACUCCCCUUACGGAUCUCAGUUUGCUCCUUUUUAUGGACCUCUUAAUGGAGAGAAGGUAAUCCUCCACAGAAUGUCUGAAUUCUUGCAUUCUUUACCCUUCCAUCACUGUAUUGAUUCUUUUUUUUCCCCCCCUUCAAACCCAAACCCCUGCCUCACUUCGUCUCCACAAAGUGUUCACAGCAAAACAUGUUUGGUCUGUUUUUAGAUUCUUGAAGAAUUAAAUAGUCUUUCAUCAAGAUGUUUAAUAUGAUUAAAGCUGGGAACCCAUUGGGAGUUCACAAGUGCUGCAUAUGCUGGGUAGCAAAAGAAAAUGGAAAAAAAAAAAGCCUGUAAAACUCCCACAAAACAAACUUUAGAAAAAAUUGCCAAGGUUUAGCUGCUCCAUUUACAUUAGUGUGUGUGCAUUUGUUCAGCCCCAUGGUGGUGAAUUUUAUUUCUUUCUUGUUUUAAAGUCUGGGGUAUGGUGGGCAUCAGGGACUCUGUGUGAAGACUGAUGAAAUGUGUUCCUAAGGGCACAGAGCUCCUUCAGCUUCCAGGAAAUCAUCCUAACACAGAGGCCUCAGCUACUCUGAGGAUAGAAAUCAGAUUUUGGUUUUUGAAAUCGAUUGGGAUCUAAAGCUUGAAAUAAAUAUUCAUACUUUGCAUAGAACUGAGCACUUGAUUGCUAUUUAUUUAAAAGGCAGAGUUCCUCCCCCACCCCCAAGGAGUGGGGAAAGAGUGGGUAUGUGUGUGUGUGUGUGUGUGUGUGUGUGUGUGGUUUUAGUGAUGGCAACAAAGAGUUAAAAAUCACUAUGCUAAUUUUGGUUGAUGCUGCUGGGGGCGGGGGAGAGUAAAAACUACUGGUAACCACUGUUGGGAGAGAAAACAUGUUUUAUAUAUUUAAAAGGGCCUUUCCCUCAAAGAUACACUCUCACCAUGAGGAUUUCUUUAAGUAGCCAGUUUUAAUGACUCUAUUAAUACUAGGUGCAUGUGUUAAGAUUUUGGUUUCCAUUGAGCUAGUGAUAACUGUGGAUAUAUGUGAGACAUGCGUGACCGGUUACCUUUCCUCAUUGGAUGUGAUCUGGACUUUGCUCACCUUUCAAUAUACUCUGGCUGUGGAGCGCAAGCAGAAGUUGUGCAUGGAGCUUGCCAUGGGCUUGUUUUGACAUUUCUGGCAGGGCCAAGGGAGUUGGCAGUGGGCAGUGUCUGGGUGAUGUUAGAGCUUCCUGCCAUGCAAUUGCUGCAGCUUUGAUUUUCCCGAUCUCAAUCAUGUGUUUGUCAAUCAAUUCUGAGAUCCAUCAGCCUUCACCAACCAGGGACUUCAGAACUUGACGGUGAUUUUUGUUUCUUAUGGGAGUUGGCCAGUUUGCCAGUUCAUUACAAGAGCGGUGUUCUUUCAGUGGGGAAAAUCGUUACAAUGUAAAA